Torulaspora globosa is the source of this 573-nucleotide messenger RNA. It is a transcript of the gene YIP3, whose product is annotated as Yip3p. Gene Ontology annotation, cellular component: Golgi apparatus. NCBI's taxonomy places the organism in Eukaryota, Fungi, Ascomycota, Saccharomycetes, Saccharomycetales, Saccharomycetaceae. The record is from RefSeq and is a predicted model, not a curated record. Bases 1 to 573 code for a protein of 190 amino acids. The transcript has a single exon.
AUGAAUAUUAUCGACCAAGCUACGCGGAUUAGCGCGCUGAUGAAGCUUUUACUAACCCUGGUUAAGCAACUCUCCCGUUUCACUGAGGACCUUUCAAUGGAUCGUAUCAAGAGCGAAAUCAGGUCUUUGCAGGGUAGACUGUCUUCGGUUCGUCCGCCACAGGAGUUUUUCAAUGUUAAGAACGUGUCAAAACCUCAGAAUUUCGGCGAUAUCCAAUCUAGAGUGUCUUACAACCUGAAAUACUUCUCGACUAACUACGCUCUAAUCAUAGGUGCGCUUGGUAUCUACACUCUGUUGACAAACUUUCUCUUACUGUUUGUGAUUGUGUUCGUGUUGAUCGGCGUUGCUGGGAUCAACAAGCUGAACGGACAGGACUUGGUAACACCGUUCGGCUCUUUCAAGACAAACCAACUUUAUACUGGUUUGCUUUUUGUCGCAGUUCCGCUGGGCUUUCUUGCGUCCCCGAUAUCGACGCUACUUUGGUUGAUCGGGGCCUCCGCAGUCACCGUGCUCGGACACGCUUCCUUCAUGGAAAAGCCUAUCGAGACGGUCUUCGAAGAAGAAACCGUCUGA